AUGGAGCCAACUCGACGAGUCCUCCGCCCACGCCCUCCACCAAAGGGUUCCAACAAGAAUGGCGCUCCACCAAACAACCCCGAUCUUCACCCCUCACUCCCCGCAAUCAACCAAACGUCAUGCUUCCUCUUCACCAUCUUCCCGCCCGAAAUCCGCAACCGCAUCUACACCUUCUCCCUCGAAUCCGAGGAUACCAACGAUAGCCAACAAGAAGGGGAUAAUACAACACACUCCCAUCUCUACCGCCAAAACGCCUUCUACUUCCGACCAGGCUACAAACAACCAAAACGCAUCCAAACCGCCCUCCUCCAAACAUGCCAACAAAUCUACGAGGAGGCCUCCCUCCUCCCCGCCGCCAUCAACGAGCACACAUUCUGGUUCUACCGCGCACCCCCACACGUCAAAGACGCUUCGUCCCCGUUAGGCUAUUUCCGAAAAAUGACCGCGAAACAACGCGCUCAAGUCCGGCACAUCCACCUCUUCACGCAGCAGUAUUUCCUCGAGGAUAACUGCUGGACCAGGGUGUGGGGUGGUACAUGGAUCAACGACGGUCCCGGGUUUCACGAUAGCCGACAAAGGGCCGCUCCCUACGCGAUCAGCCCCAGAAAGCUGACGCUUACAUUCCGACACACGGAUUGGUGGUUCUGGGAGAAUAACGAUCCAUUGGGAAUCGACCCGUUCAGACCGGGCCGGACACGCGCCCAUGAAAUGGGCCGGCCGAUUCACUGCUUGAGAGCCCACGAGGCAAACCGAGCGUGGGGCAAUCAGUUCACUCUCCUGCCUAGCCUGGAAGAACUGGUGAUUGAAUUUGAAACUGUCAUGCGGAAGAGGGAUCAACUUGAUGCUAUCGUCCAGUGGGCUUUGUCGUGGAAGUUCCCUGUUAAUCUGGAGAAAUCGCUGUAUCUUGUUGCGGAACCCGCGUCGCGGAGUGCGUAUAGCUGGGUGGGUGCGAAAGAGGGGGAUUUGAAGAGACAGCCCAUUGAGAGGGCCAUUGUGCCUAAUCCUCAUGUUAUGCCGGAGGAGGCUGUUGUUUCGGAGGAGGUUGUUGUCCCGACUGUGCCGGUUCUGAGGCCUUUUGAUGCUCAAGCUACACAAGGUGCGGGUGCUAGUGGCGGCGUUGCUGCUACUUUUGGUGGUCAGGCUGGGGAGGAUUCUAACACGGAGGAGUUUUAUGUAGUCUUUUUGACUUGGAAGAGGCAGGUGGUUGACCAGUGA
This is a messenger RNA of Penicillium brasilianum, 1215 nucleotides long. NCBI's taxonomy places the organism in Eukaryota, Fungi, Ascomycota, Eurotiomycetes, Eurotiales, Aspergillaceae. The record is from the annotation of a GenBank genome assembly.